GGCCGGCGGGCCCGCGCUUUGCCGAGCUCCGCUGGCGUUCGCUGCAAAAUUCCGUGGAAGAACCACCGAAUGAAUGGCCCUCAUACUGGGACGGGGGCCCCGGGCCCCCGCGGGGCUCCAGAUCUCGCAGACUCGCUCCGCAGCGAGCAACGCUCCCGGCUGUUUGCGCGCGAGGCGGGGCGCGGGACUCCCUCGGCCCCAGGCGCCCCGAACCCCUCGGCGGCGGAAUGGAGCCGCAGGCAGGGCGGCGCCCGCGAGGACCGCGGGAAGCGGGAGAACGCGGACUGUGAUUCCUGGGUCCGAGAUAAAGUGCUCUUUCUUUUGCACCCGGAGAGGUGGCUGGGGACUCAGGGGGACGCCGCGCGGGAAGAGGUGGCCGAUGAGGAGGACCUUUUCAAGGCGGAAGGACAGGACCAGGCACCCAACCGCUCUUCUCUCUUUCCACGGAAAAUUCGAAUUUCUGGCAGCCGUGUAGACGCUCCCUCUCGAGCUCCCAAACCCCUGCUCGUGCGCGUCUUGGAUUAUGAGGUGACACAAGAAGUCCUGGAGGUCGCUUGGGCGAAGGGCAGCCUGACCACGCGGACAGAGGAGCGCUCCCUGACCGCGGUCACUUUCCGCACCAACAGGGAGUGAGGCGCGUUGCGGGGCGCCAGGAUCCCUGGAGAAGCCCGCGCUCUCGGCACAAAGAGGAACACCGUGUCCACGCAGAGAAGAUCGCUUCACCGACCGGAUACCCGGAGGAGAUUCCCGGGGCUAGAGGAGCCCGGGGGAUGUUCGGGGACGGUGGAACAGCGCAUAUCGAGAAAAUGCGCUUCCGGAAGCUCCAACCUGCGAUUAACAAAACAGCAAGAACAUUUUCAGAGUCUGGCCGUGCUCUCCCGGAAGGCACAGGGCACCCAAUGCAGACUGAAGAACUGUGUUCCUGAUCCCUGAAUAGAACCCUGUCAUGGAUGGAAGCUGAGGAAUCCUCCGGUUAACAGUGUCCUGGGAGUAAAUCCAAAUGGAAGCUUGGGCAUCCUCAACGCCAACUUGAUUUAAAGCCAAGUCUCUGAGAAUGACUGGCUCUUGGAUCUUUGGUCUUACCUCCACCUCACCAAAUAUGUGAUCAUAUACAACUGUCUUAUGUGGAUGAACCACAGCAACGACUUUGGAAGCCAGCUGACCACUCAAGUGGCCAAAGACACAUAUGACAGCCACAUAACUGCUGUGGAUCAGGCAAGUGUCAGCCUCUUUUAACCUUUGUCCACAGCCUCCGUCAACUUUGAGAGUUGCUGAUCUUAUUCUUGUUGGUCAUCACUAGCACUUGAUGUGCCUUUUUGCUGAAAAAAA
Molecule: messenger RNA, 1329 nt
Organism: Dama dama (fallow deer)
Lineage: Eukaryota; Metazoa; Chordata; Mammalia; Artiodactyla; Cervidae
Gene: C7H6orf141
Product: chromosome 7 C6orf141 homolog
Exons: 2
Coding region: 70-633 (187 amino acids)
Source: RefSeq, a predicted model, not a curated record